Entelurus aequoreus (snake pipefish) is the source of this 1963-nucleotide messenger RNA. Its product is annotated as copine-3-like. The coding region runs from base 308 to 1963 and encodes 551 amino acids. Gene Ontology annotation, biological process: cellular response to calcium ion; ERBB2 signaling pathway. Gene Ontology annotation, cellular component: plasma membrane. Gene Ontology annotation, molecular function: calcium-dependent phospholipid binding; receptor tyrosine kinase binding. NCBI's taxonomy places the organism in Eukaryota, Metazoa, Chordata, Actinopteri, Syngnathiformes, Syngnathidae. The transcript is spliced from 17 exons. The record is from RefSeq and is a predicted model, not a curated record.
ACAAUACUAAACGAAUGCUGCGUAUUAUAUUUUGUAAUAACAAAAACGUACACACAAUAUGUUUUACGUCUGCGAGAACCCAUUAAAAAUGUGUUGUAAAUUGUAAAUAUAACGUACAAUUGAAAGGGACACGCGGUAGAAAAAUGGAUGUACAGAAUGUAUGUAUUAUUGAAAACGGGUGAUCCUGUGUGUCGAAACGAGCGCACCCGACCCCGCCCACCGCGACCAAGGAGCUGCUGGUGCUGCUGCAGUGCGACAUGUGAAGACAUGAUGUGCCUCCAAUCUUUUCUUCUUUAAAUCCUGUUGUAUGUACACCAAUCCUUCUGCCGGGAUGGCGGGAGCCUGUGUCCCAGGUCCUGGGAUGACCAGCUGUGUGACCAAGGUGGCCAUCAGUGUCUCCUGUGAACAUCUGAUGGACAUGGACGUCUUUUCCAAGUCUGACCCGCAGUGUGUACUUUACAUGAGUAAUGCUGGAAGCAGCUGGGUGGAGGUUGGCCGCACAGAGAGGAUAAUGAACUGCCUCAAUCCCACAUUUUCCAAGACAUUUGUCUUGGACUAUUAUUUUGAGAUGGUGCAGAAGUUACGCUUUGAAAUGUAUGACAUUGAUGACAAUGUCACCUGCAGUCUGCAAGAUGCUGACUUCCUGGGACAACUUGAGUGCACCUUGGGGCAGAUUGUGUCUUCCAACAAUGUGAAGAAACCACUUCUCAUGAAGGACAAGAGGCCUGCAGGAGCUGCAAGCAUCACUAUCCAUGCUGAGGAAAGAACCGACAGCAGGGUGGUGCAAUUGGAGGUGGCAGGUAGACAGCUGGACAAGAAGAGCUUCUUUGGAAAGUCUGACCCUUUCUUGGAAUUCUCCAAAGAGACGGACACAGGCUGGCUGUUGGCUCACAGGACAGAGGUGGUCAAAUACAACCUCAACCCAACAUGGAAGCCUUUCCGAAUCCCACUGCAGGCACUCACUGGAGGAGAUGUGGAGAAAUCUAUAAAGGUGGAUUGUUACGACUUCAGGAGCAGCGGCUCCCACAACCUAAUCGGCUCCUUCCAGACCACACUCAGCCAGGUUCAGCAGGCGUCUCAAACAUCCGUGGCUGAGUUUGAAUGCAUCAACCGGAAGAAGAAACAGAGCAAGAAAAGCUACAAAAACUCUGGUAUUAUAAUAAUAAAACAAUGUCAGAUUGUGAAGGAGUAUACUUUCCUUGACUUCAUUUUUGGUGGCUGUCAGAUGAACUUUACCAUCGCCAUUGACUUCACAGGCUCCAACGGGGAUCCCAAGUCUCCAAAUUCCCUGCAUUACAUCAGCCCUCAAGGCUUUAAUGAAUACCUCGCAGCCAUUAUGGCUGUGGGCAAUGUCAUCCAAGACUAUGACAGUGAUAAGAUGUUCCCUGUUUUCGGCUUUGGAGCCCAGGUCCCUCCAACGUGGCAGGUCAGCCAUGAGUUUCCUGUCAACUUCAAUCCUUCAAACCCUUUUUGUGAAGGUAUAGCAGGUGUAGUCCAAGCCUACCAGCAGUGUUUGCCACAGGUGAAGCUCUACGGUCCCACCAACUUCUCCCCCAUCAUCAACCAUGUGGCUACUUUUGGCAGACAGGCAUUACAGCAGCAAAGUGCCUCAGAAUACUUUGUGCUGCUCAUCAUCACCGAUGGAGUGAUCACAGACAUGGAUCAGACUCGCACCGCCAUCGUCCAGGCCUCACGUCUGCCCAUGUCCAUCAUCAUCGUGGGAGUGGGCGGAGCCGACUUCAGCGCCAUGGAGUUCCUGGAUGGAGACGACAGCAUUUUGAAGUCAGACCUUGGUGAAGCUGCCAUGCGCGAUAUCGUCCAGUUUGUUCCAUUCAGACAGUUCCAAAGUGUAAAGAUGGCGGGAACAUUCUGCAAGCUUGUCAACAAAGUCAUCACGUGUUGCUGCACCAGGAAGUACCCGCCCACUUUUAUCCACAGUAAGAGUUCUCUGAGGAAUGAUUGA